UUGGACCAAAUGACGAGAUGGGAAUUCUUUUCACCAGAGUAAGUUGCCUUUUCUCUGUGGGAGCAAGUUUCCAGAUGCAAUGGUAAAAUGUUUCUCUUGAUCUUUAAAUUAAACAUCCCUACUCCAGAUCCUUGGCCGAUAUGUCACAGAAAGGGUUGGAAGAAAUAUUUGCUCAAUAUAUACAGGCCAUCGAAUCAUCUCAGCAAGUAUCCCCGGUUUCACCUGUGGAGGAAGAGUUUUGGACGGACGAUGUUGACUGGGACGAUACAAGUGUGGAAUCUACGAACAAGCGAAACUCAUUAUUUUCACAGCCCAAUGAGACUUUAAAAUCACCUCCUGAAGAGCCCAUGUCUUCAAUGCAGAACGGACUGUCUCAGGAUAGCAGAUUACCGCCACCAAACACCUCGCAGGCCAAUGUGUCCGUUGCACCUAUACCGCCUCCAGCAGAUGAUAAACCUAGAAAAUUAGCAACAAAUCCAUAUCGAAAUCGCCUAAGCUGGGGUAGUGAACUUGUGUCGUCAAGCACGCCAUCACAACAUCUUGCGUCCGAGCUCAUGUCAUUGUUUGAUAUGGAGUUUAAAGUAGAUAUCCACAUCAACACUGCGCCAAAACUACCAGAAUUGCCAUUCAAGUCAUCACAGAACACUGCAAAGGGAUUUGCUAGCGAACACCAUUCCAUUAUGUCCCUUGUGAGCGAGCUGGAAACCAUCACUGUUGACGAUUUGGAUGUGAGAACCUCAAACCCGCUAGUGUCUUUCCCACCACCCCCAAGUAUACCCCCUCCAGCGGAUCGGCGUACAGCGCGAAGAUCUUCCAGUUUGGCUUCCAGUGCACAUUCAGGCUGGACAACCCGAAAACCCAUCGAUAGCACUGUACCAAAACGUUCUUCCUCUCUAUCAGUGGCUUCUUCGCCUCGAGCUGUGUCGCAAGUCAUUGAGCAACCGCCUACUUUUGCGAAUGUGGAAAAUACGAAGAGAAACACAGCACACCCUCUAUCAGAUGGUUCAAAUCAUGCAGGACAGCGAGCUUCUUCCAGUGACGACUUAUUUGCUUCACAAAACAAAAAAUUAAAGAAGAAAAGCUCUUUCCGACAUUUGGCAGAUUUGAUGACCUUAAAAAAAGCUAGCUCUCCUUAUUCUACUACUGGGCAGACGAAGUCUUCUGUGUCAUCGUCGUGGGUUUCCUUACCUGACUUGGGUAGUGAUACCGAUCUGAAGUCGCAUUCUUCAUCACAGGGUUCAGUGACGACUAUUCAAUCUGAGAACAUUAUAGCUAAACCGCUUCCAGCUUCACCGUCAAGUCCUCCGGGACCGUCUCCCACCACCUCAAAUAACCUUGAGAACUCAGGUAGGAGUGGGCAAACUCCAACGCGUUCCUCUUCUUUGCGUCACAAACAUACCAAGAAGCGACGGUCUGCAGUCAUGGAGCCAACUGCCAAGCGAGCAACGACAGCGCCGGCUGGUUACUCAUUUGAUGGAGUUACCCGUAUGGAUACUCUUUCACAUGACCAAAGCAAGUCAAAUGUUCUUCCUGUUGGUGGUAUCAAACGCAAUAAGGAUAAGAUUAGAAAAGAGGGACAAGCAGCAUCAAACGGAACUACAGGACUUUUUGGAAGCAAUGACCAGGAUCAUUCCAAUCAUCGUAACAGUAUUUUGGCACAUCGUCGGUCGCUAACUCCAGCCGGUCUGGACCUGACAGAUGGUAUUCCAGUUGAGGACCCUGGAUUUGUUACCAUCGGCAAAGGGAUUGGUAACUAUGGCGGUACAGCAAAUCAACAAAAGGAGUCUAACGCUAAUGCCACUGGCAAGUUCAUCAAGCGUAUGGUGUCGUUAGGUAAAGCUAUGCGAUUACGCAAUAGUAUUGUUACGUAAACGCAAGAGGCAUCAAUGAUAUACCGUUUCAUAGCCGCAUUAUAAUAAACUAGCCAGCAUUCAUUCUCAUCUCUCCUCUAAUUUUUUCCAUCUUGGCUGAUCAAUGGGUUUAUCCCAGGCCAUAUCAGAAUUUCAAAUGAUGGCUUUUUAUUCCGAGCUUGUUA
Umbelopsis ramanniana AG is the source of this 2035-nucleotide messenger RNA. RefSeq lists its product as uncharacterized. The coding region runs from base 141 to 1871 and encodes 576 amino acids. The record is from RefSeq and is a predicted model, not a curated record. Lineage: Eukaryota; Fungi; Mucoromycota; Umbelopsidomycetes; Umbelopsidales; Umbelopsidaceae. The transcript has a single exon.